CUGCAGAUAAGGUGAAAAAAGAUUGAAACUCCGGGGCGGGUCUGGCUCGGAGGCUGGCCGGUUCCGGCGGAUGGCGCGUGCCGCCGGCAAUUCCGAGUCUUGACUGCAGCGACCAAUUUGCGUCACGCUUUCAUUUUGAUGUAUAAAUGUGGGUUCCGAUUGCGCUGGGCGGAUGUCUCUUUAUUGUUCCAGGUUGCCCUGCGUUUCUCAUCUCCGAUAGCGGCUUCCGCUUCGCCGUACGCAAGGAGUCACACCCGUGCCUCCGCCCGUGGUCACGUGCUGCGUGGCCCUCGGCGAUUCCUGCCAGGGCACUUCCCGGGAUUCCACGGCAAAUCCCAAGAGGCCAUUGCGGCAGGAUGGAGCGGCCGUCUUCAGGGCUCGCGCUGGGGCCGUGUAUUUUUUGCUUUGGUGGCUGGUUUUUUUGUCUGGGUGGGUGGUGUAUUUUUUAUCUGGGCGGGCGGUGUGUUUUUUGCUUAGUUGGCUGGUUUUCUUGUCUGGUUGAUUGGGUUUUCUUGUCUGGUUGAUUGGGUUUUCUGUCUGGGGUUGGUUGGUUUUUGCAUGGGUGACUUUUAGUUGGAUCCAACCUUCUAUGUCAAGGGGGACGUCUUUCUCUCCGCCGUCUACGUGAUGGUAUGUUCAUGUUUGGGAACAAUGGACAUGCCCCGGUCAAAAACAGCGCAUUUGACUUGUUUAACUUUGGGGAAAUUAGGGAAAGCUGUCUGCUGCGUCGAGCAAGCUUAUUG
This is a messenger RNA of Metschnikowia bicuspidata var. bicuspidata NRRL YB-4993, 743 nucleotides long. RefSeq lists its product as uncharacterized. The transcript has a single exon. The record is from RefSeq and is a predicted model, not a curated record. NCBI's taxonomy places the organism in Eukaryota, Fungi, Ascomycota, Pichiomycetes, Serinales, Metschnikowiaceae. Bases 147 to 524 code for a protein of 125 amino acids.